Cherax quadricarinatus is the source of this 194-nucleotide messenger RNA. The record is from RefSeq and is a predicted model, not a curated record. Lineage: Eukaryota; Metazoa; Arthropoda; Malacostraca; Decapoda; Parastacidae.
CCAGCCAGCCAGCCAGCCAGCCAGCCAGCCAGCCAGCCAGCCAGCAGCCCAGGGCCCGCCAGCAGCCAGCCGCCAGCCGCCAGGCCAGCCCCAGCCAGCCAGCCAAACCGCCAGGCCGCCAGCCAGAGGCCGCCGCCAGGGCCCGCCAGCCUGCGCCUGCCCCGCCUGGCCUGCCUGCCUGCCGCCUGCAGCCG